CUCUUCCUCUUCGAUUCCACCACUACCACCACCUCAAUCUACGACCAUGGCUGUUUCUGCUACAUUGGAGUCGGGAUUCCCUCUUUCUCAGCCCAUGAUCUGGCCUUUCUCGUCUUCUGUAAGAGCUUCGUCCUCUUUGGGCAUGGAAUCUAGACGUGACCCGCUUGGAGAGAGCUCGAUUGUCGCUGGUUUAUCGUCUUCGUCUUCGUCUUCUUCUGCUUUUCCUUCUACAAAGAUUGAAGAGUCUUCUGCAUUGAAUCAGUCUGCUCCUAUGGUUAAGGAUUCUAAAGGGGCUUUUUCUGGAGUAGGUCUUACAUUGGUGACGACUGGUGAGAGGGAGAGAGAAUUUUUUGGGGUUCCUCAACCCCUUGAAUCCCUUCAAGGGAGUCCCAUUCCUCCAUUCCUUUCCAAGACUUACGAUUUGAUUGAAGACCGGUCUCUGGAUCCAAUUAUAUCGUGGGGUUCGAGCGGUGAGACUUUCGUGGUUUGGGACCCUAUGGAGUUUGCGAGGGUCAUCCUUCCCCGGACUUUCAAGCACAACAAUUUCUCCAGUUUUGUCCGGCAGCUCAAUACUUAUGGAUUCCGCAAAAUCGGCACUGAUCGCUGGGAGUUUGCCAAUGAAGAAUUCAUACGGGGUAAGAGGCAUUUAUUGAAGAACAUCCAUAGGCGCAAGUCCUCUCAGUCGCAUCAGAUUGGCAGCUAUUCCGAGUCUUCUGUUGAAGCAGGGAAAUCUGGAAUGGAAAAUGAAUUAGAGAGGUUGAGGAGUGAGAAGAAUUUGAUGAUGCAGGAAGUUGUAACACUGCAGCAGGAGCACUGUGGAACAUCUCAGCGGCUAGAGGCAAUGAAGCAGAGGCUCCAGACAGCAGAGCAGAGACAAAAGCAGAUGGUCUCAUUUUUGGCAAAAUUGCUUCAGAAUCCAGCAUUCUUAGCUCGUCUUCAGAAAAAGGCAGAACGGAAAGAGAUCGGUUCUCCUAGGGUCAUAAGGAAAUUCAUCAAGCAGCAACAGCAGCAACCAGACCAUGUUAAAUCUGAUUCCCCCAUGGAAGGGCAGAUGGUGAAGUAUAAUCCUGAUUGGAGUAGCAUUACAUCUUUGGGAACACAAGAAUUAGAACCAGUUGUGUAUAAGCAACUUCCUGAUUAUAUCUUAGAAGAUAUGGUGGGGAAACUAGAUUUUGGUGCAUCAGGCUUGCAGGUUCAAAUUGAAAAUGUCACUUCUACUGAAAUGCAGCAAGACCUCAUUGGGCCCUCAGAUCAGAUGAGGGUGGUGGCAUUGGACUCGGGACCUAGCGGACUAGAGGGCAAAGGAAAGAAUGUGGUGAGCCCCCAACCUGAAGUUAGCCCUGAAUAUGAUGUAUCUUUCUUAGAGGAUUUGGCUCGGGAAAAGACAUUUCCAGGCUAUGCAUUCCCAGGAGCCGAGACCAUGAUGAGACUGGAGGAUAUAUGGAGCAUGGGUUUUGAUGCCAGUGGUGUUGCAUCUAGUUCUAGCCUUGAUGUCUGGGAUAAUCUUGCUAACUACAAUGUACAACAUUCGGGAGUCCCUGGUGGGUCCUCAGAUCUCUGGGACCUGAGUUCACAGCAAGCAGGGGGAGUUUCAGGAAUUGACAAGUGGCUGGGUGAUGAGUCUGCUUUGGAUGAUUUUGACAGGAAGGAUGAAGAGCUAAAAAAAGAUACUUCUAGGAGUACAGAUCUUUAGGGUUUCAAUUGCUUUGGCACUUGCUUCCCUUAUGGAUCCACAUAUUAUUUUUUCCCUUAUAAGUUUGAGCUAUCCGUUAUCAUAUAUACUUAUUUUUCUUGUUCUGUUCUUUUAUUUAUUUGUUUGUUCAUCCCUUCCUAGGCAUGCAUUCUUUUAAUACUCUUGGUUCUGCUAAUAAAUGUGAAAUACUUUUCUUUUUGUUUUGGUGGGGGGUAUUGGGCAGGUGGGGGUGUUGACUUAGAUAGUGGAUUUUGCUCAUUGAGUGAAUUUUUUCUUUCAUGAGCC
This is a messenger RNA of Macadamia integrifolia, 1978 nucleotides long. RefSeq names its product heat stress transcription factor A-3-like. NCBI's taxonomy places the organism in Eukaryota, Viridiplantae, Streptophyta, Magnoliopsida, Proteales, Proteaceae. Gene Ontology annotation, cellular component: nucleus. Gene Ontology annotation, biological process: regulation of transcription by RNA polymerase II. The record is from RefSeq and is a predicted model, not a curated record. Gene Ontology annotation, molecular function: DNA-binding transcription factor activity; RNA polymerase II cis-regulatory region sequence-specific DNA binding.